CAGGGAUUGGGAUUCAGUAGAUCCAUUUGCACGCGUCGGACGCCAAUGAUUCCAAGUGAAUUGUGCCAGAGAAGUGAAAAUAUCAUCUAAUUCGCUACUAAAGGCCAAAAAACACAAUGGAAACGUUGGAAGUAGAACCCGCCCAUACAAGCCCCGAGAAAUCCGACAGACGAACAAGCACCGUGUGGGAUCACUUUACGCUGUUAUCCGACAAACGAGCACAAUGUAACGAUUGCAAUAAGGUUCUGGCGUACAAUCGAACCACGUUCAACUUGAAAAGGCAUUUUCUUAGCAAGCAUCCUGAUAUUCAAAUGGGAGACGAUAUUUUAGAUGAUGAUGAAGCAAACGAUUUUGCGGGGAUAAUUAAAGAAGAAGAGCAGGUUUUCGAGGAGGAGUCCGAUCAGGAACGUCCGGCUGAUGACGUUGCAAAGAGAGGCCCUUACCGCUCCAGCGCGAUAUGGAGUCAUUUUAAGAAAUUAUCGGGGAAUCUUAAAAAGUGCCUGCACUGCAAUCUCGUCAUAGCGAGCCAAAACACGAGUAACAUGAGAAGGCAUGUAGUCCGUAUCCAUCCGGGCGUCGACCUGGGGCCACGAAUCAAGAGGGCAAGGCUAAAUAACAGUGGUACAAAAACUCCAAAACCUAAAAAAAGCAUCCUUUGGAAACACUUUUCGAGGGACGUGGCGAGAAAUAAAGCCUCAUGUUUGCAUUGCGGUGAUCGGCUCACGUUCUCCGGAUGUGAGAUAAGCAACUUGAGAAGACAUCUGUUUCGCAAACAUCCAGGGGAAGUGUAUAACGAUGCGCCGGAGAACAACGGCAAUGCAAAAACUGAAGAUUCCGACUCGGACUAUUUCCCUAGUGGCGAGCGUCCCAAUACACGUUUGAAACGGUCAGCUGCGGAGUUUUCCUCUAACGAAGCGGAUUCGCGUGAUGCCGGAUCGCCGGUACUAAAAGAUGAGUUGAUCGAAGAAUCCAACGUAGAUUUUGUGAGCGUUCAAGAUCCAAAGAACUUCUCGAAUCUGGCCGAUCCUUUGAAUGCCUUAUCGAACUCACAAAAUCAGUAUGAAGAACAGACACGGGGAUUACGAGUGAGGGUUAGCAAGAAUCGCUCAUCAACGGGCAGAAGCCCUCGAGAGAGCAAUCAGGCCUCGUUUGAUCAGUUUGAGAAAAAUCGAACGUUUUUCGGUGACAACGACUUGAACGAUGAUAAUUUCAAAGCAACAGUGCAUGCAACGAACGUUGUACUGCAGCUUCAGAGUUUGGAUAGUCGCCAAAGGAUCAUCGCAGAGAAGCUAAUGUCGGAUGUCUUGUACCAUGCCAAAUUGAAAAAUCUAACGGAAAAAUCGAUGGUUCUGGUGCAUGUAGGAACAUUUGAGGACGCGGCGUUGUAAGCCUUCAACCCGACGUGACGCAUCGACGAUGUAAUGUAAUGUAGAUUUGUAACAAUGUGUGUAAGGCAUUGAAACACCUUUUCCGAUACACGGUUUUAUACCGAAACACACCAACACAAAUGUCAGACGUGGUUAUGUGUGUGUGCGUGUGUUGAUUAGCUUGUAGGUUUUCAUGUAAUAAAUUGGAACGGACAUUUUGAGAUCAUAAUUCCACAAUAAAAAACCAUUGUGAGUC
This is a messenger RNA of Anopheles coustani, 1623 nucleotides long. RefSeq lists its product as uncharacterized. The record is from RefSeq and is a predicted model, not a curated record. The transcript is spliced from 3 exons. NCBI's taxonomy places the organism in Eukaryota, Metazoa, Arthropoda, Insecta, Diptera, Culicidae. Bases 117 to 1388 code for a protein of 423 amino acids. Gene Ontology annotation, molecular function: DNA binding.